Diprion similis is the source of this 3526-nucleotide messenger RNA. Its product is annotated as protein SFI1 homolog. The coding region runs from base 86 to 3307 and encodes 1073 amino acids. Gene Ontology annotation, molecular function: phosphatase binding. NCBI's taxonomy places the organism in Eukaryota, Metazoa, Arthropoda, Insecta, Hymenoptera, Diprionidae. The record is from RefSeq and is a predicted model, not a curated record. The transcript is spliced from 5 exons.
AAUCAGGUACAAGCAGAACGAGGAAAUAAUUCUGUGCAUAUCCACAAUCAAUUCCGUAAUACACAAAAUCGUAUGAAUCGUUAAGAUGACAACAAUAAUUUAUUGUGCACCGGAAAAAUAUGUCACAACCUGUGGUGGUAGAAAACUGAAGCCAAAGCUGCCUAAAUAUUUGAUUAAGCGUAAAAUAUUGACGAUAAGGGAAAAAAUUAUCGCUAGAAAGUACGGACACAUUUAUUUACGUAAAGUUUUUGGAAAAUAUCACCCCUCGGAAUGCAGACGAUAUUACAACAUGAAAGUGUUACGAAGAUUCUUUGAAAAGCUAAAGGCGCAUUGGUUCGAGGUGAAACAAGUUCACAGAUUAAUCCACAAAGCCGACGUCUUUUACGAGGGGAAAUUAAUGAGGAAAACAUUCAGUGAAUGGCUCUCUUAUGCCGCGAGGAUCAAGAUUAUUAAGAAACAGGAAAAUAUUGUGAGGUGGAAUUACGACGAACGAUUAUUAAAAACUGCGGUGUAUCGUUGGAAAACAAUAACGGAAAAAAGGAAAAAUUUUAAGAUCAUGAGACAGAACGCAAUAGAAUUGUUCUACUCGACGUAUACUUUGCUGUUAUUACUGAAACUAUCGGAGUAUUUUCACGAACAAAUAAAGCAGAGUUUACUAGAAAUGAAAUCCAUUUUGAUUGGAAGAUCUAUUUUUAUGCGAAAAUGCAUUAGAAGGUGGAGAUCGUAUGUAUUUCAACAGAAAAAUGAGAGAAGUCUCAGAUCUAAAGCAGUGAGUUAUUAUAUACACAAAGUGAGCGGACUUUAUUUUGCACGUUGGCGGAAGUAUGUUUGUUACAAACGGACAAAACGUGAAAUCGUUCAGAUUUGCGUAGGCCUGUACGAGGAUACUUUGUUAAAAAUGGUGGUGAAAUUCUGGAAGAAUGAGACCACAUUACAAGUUAUUGAAAGGCAACGCAUGAUGGCGGCAGCUAAAUUUCACGAUGAUUUGCUCAAGCGUAAAUUGUUAAAAACAUGGAUACGUUAUGUACGUCACAAAUUACAAGGCAGAACUCUGAAGCAUAAAGCAAACUUUUUUUACACAAUGAGAUUGAAACAAAAAAUUCUGGACGCUUUAUCGAAGAACGUUACCUGUUGCAAAAAUACCAAAUUGGCGAUACAAAAGUUGAAGCUUUUUUAUAAAAGAUUGUUGAUUUUAAAUGUAUGGAAUAAAUGGACGAUCAUGAUCGAUGAAAAAAAUGAUUCCGAGUUAAGGGAUAAAAUCUUAGUAGCAAAGUCUUUCUACCAGCAGCAUAUUAUUGAAAAAUGUCUAAAGAAGUGGAUCAAAUAUAAGAUAUUUCAACAGAAAAUAAAGUCAUUGAACUCAAAGGUCUUAGAUUUGUGUAGAACGUUUUACUGCAAGCAAUUCUUCAACACGUGGAAAAAGGCAUACAGCAAAAAAAGACGAAUUGUCUUACUGGAAGAAAAAGCUACCCAAUUUUUCAAAGACUCCUUACUGCAGAAUGCUAUUUCACGAUGGAUAAAAUCUUAUAAUGAUAGAAUAUCUAUGAAAGUAAAGUACCGGAUAUCAGGUGUACAUUAUGAUAAGAAAAUAGUCGGCAAGUGCUUUGCUGCCUGGAUUAAUUUUUGCAAUGAAAAUAUUCGGGUGCAAAAUUUAUUAAACGAAGCUGACGAGUAUUAUUUAGAAAUGCUGCAGCGGAAAAUUUUGAAAAAACUAUUAUUGAAUAUAUAUAGAAAAAAAGUAAAACGAGAGGAGAUAGAAAUGGUCAACAACUUUUAUAAAAAGACCCUUGUAAAUAGAGUAUUUGAAAACUGGUGGGAGCAUUGUGUUCGCGUGAAAGAAUUGAACAAAAAAGUUGAGGAAUAUAAUCAAAGGGCACAAAACAAGUUGAAAUUAAAAUUGAUUUCACAAUGGAAGCUAUACGUAAAUCAUAAAAAAUGUAGUUUCAACAAAACGUCGAUGUCUAGAACUUACUAUCAUAAAAAGAUAUGCUUAAAAACGUUUGAUAAUUUUAAAUACUAUGUAAAUUAUAGGAGAAAAAAAAAAAUUCAAUUGUCUUAUUUGGAAGAUAGAGUGGGAAAAAUUGAAUUCAUUGUUAAAACAAUAUAUUUUCAACACUGGAGAGUGGCUCGAUUGUUGCUUCUAAAAGAAAAGUGUAAAAUGUUUCAUGCUGAUGAAUUCCAUCAAUCUCAUUUAAAACGAAAAUUCUUUUGUUUAUGGAAAAAGUUUCUGUGGAAUCACCAAACAAAGCGUCAACACCAGACCAAAGUGAACAACAUUAUUAAUGUAUUCAUCUUGAAAAGGUGUUUAAAGAUUUGGUACACCAGAUACAAAACUCUGAUGAAAAAUCACCUCAAUCAGAGGUGGGUUGAUAAGAUUUACGAAAUGAAAAUCAGUUACAAAUAUUUCAUCGCAUGGAAAUAUUACACUGAAGUUCGUUUAACAGAGAAACAAGAGAUAUAUAACGCCAGAGAGUAUUACAAAAAACUAAUUAUUAAACAGGGUCUGCAACACUUGAUCAAGUUAUUUCUUAGUAAUACAGAAUUGAGAUAUGAAAUACACUUGAAUAAUGUUGCGAUGAAUUCCGUUCACGAAUUCGAACUGUUAAGAAAGUACUUCAACAAGUGGCAAAAAACUGUGUUCUGUAAAACACAGACUAAAUCGCAAAUAAUUAGAGGUCAGAAUGAUCUGGAAAGUUACACACCCAUACUGCGAUCAAAACACAAUGAUGAUAUAUAUGCGUGCAACUUCAUUCCCCGUUUUGUGAUUCCUGAUUUUAUGAAAGACGAGAUUAAAUUACGUUUUGGUAUUGGACAUUCUUCCGAUAGAAUUCCAGUUAUUGUCAGCAAGGUAGAAGUACCGAGAGGCCAAACCCCAAAGACAGAAUAUUUUGUCAAAGAUGCAAAGUUGAAUAAAAAGAUGUCGUCUUCUCGAUUGAAUGAUAAUAACCAAGGGCACAAAUACUCGUCAUGUCAAUUAACUCCGAAUCAGUUCGAAUUGAAAAGCAAAUCAGGAAAUGAUCAGAAAUUUUCGACGAAUAGUUUAAUGAAGUUUCGCAAGUUGAGGUUGAACGCUGAUGAAGUUUCAGUUAGAAAACUAACCAGCUCUAACAAGAUUUCAUUUUCACUUUCCCCUGAUGGUUCUAAAUCAGAUUCAGAUUCAGUAAAAACGUAUCUAAUACAAAAUCCUACAUAUUUUAGAAAUUUAUGUGACGAAAUCUCGUUUGAAGUUAAACCACAAGACGAAGAUUGUAAUAAAGAGAACAAAUUCAAACUGUUACCACCGUCAGCUUUCUAUGUUGCAAAGUGAACGUAUUUCAAUCAACUGAAAUAUUCUAAGCAUUUACCAGUGAUUUUUACAACAGAUGGAGCAUUGAAAAUUUGGAAACAUUCACGAACCCUAUUUUAAAAAUGUGGAGUUGAGUCGAAUUGUCUUGUUAACACCAUCAUAAUCGAACGUUAUUUACAAAUACAUGUUCAUAUGAUAAUCUAGUAAUUACACGAUGUUUACUCUUACACCCUAGAUAAU